AUGUCAUUUAAUGUAUCUUUAAAAUAUGAGGUCUUCUCAUUCCAUGAAGAAAUUAUAAAAUCAAUUAACUUUUAAAAUUAAGGAAAUGUUUUAGUAUUUUGUAGUGGCUAGGAUAACGAUUAGUUGAAGAUAGUUAAAACUACUAUAAAUUAAGACUACAUGAAUUAGAAUGUUACAAAUAAAGUUGAUUUCUAGCCACUGAAUAUUAGGAGCGUUUAGAGUUCUAAUCUUAUUAAAUGGAGUCCAAACGAUCAGUUUUUGGCAGCUGCUUUUGAAAAGUUAGGAAUUUGGGGAUAUGCAAAUGGAGACAUUUAUAAAUUAAAAGAUUUUAAAGACCACGAGUUAGAAAUCGCAGCAAUCACAUGGGCACCUGAUUCAUCUCGUAUUGCUUCAGGUGGUUUAGAUGGAAAAAUUGUAGUUAGAUCAGUUGAUAUUGCUAAGAAUUAUGAAAAAAUAAAAGAAUUGAGUCAUGAUAAUAAGAUUUUAGGUCUAGUUUGGGAUACAUAUGAUAAAUAUUUAGCAGCUCUAUAUUCAGAUAAUAAUGUCAUCAUUUGGAAGUGUAAUUCAUGGGAAAAGUCAUUUAUUGUUUCUUUGACUUGUCCUAUUUCAUCUGACAUCUCUAAGAUCACUUCAAAAAGAGAUGACAGAAAAAUAGAUUGGUCUCCUGAUUACAGGUAUGUACUUGUUCCUAGUUUAGAUGAUAAAAUUGUGCCCUUUGUGUGUGCUCUAGAUAGAUAAAAAGAUUUUAAAGUUUGUAAAACAUUUAUGGGGCCUUUUUCAUCUAUAAACUGUGUAAAAUUCAAUCCUAAUUUGUAUGAAAAUAAAGAAAGCGUUAUUAAUGUAUUUGCACUUGGAGAUAAUGACGGUAAUAUAUCAAUUUGGGGUAUAGGAGAUGGUUACCAAGCUAAAAAACCUUUCUUUUUGUUUAAAUCUCACCCUAAUGGAAAUGAGUUAAUUGAAGAUAUUUGUUGGAAUGCUGAGGGAAAUAUGUUGAUAGCAACUACAUUAAAAAAGUAUGUGUUUUUAGCUUUAUUUGGAGAAACUGUAUUUGGGUCUAAACUAAGCCCUCAAUAAAAGUAAGAUUUUUUGGAAGGAAAAUAUGGAACAUUGAGAACUGUAGCAGCCACAAAUAUGAAGUUUAAAGUAUUUAAAGCAACAUAGUAAGAAGAGGAAGAGGAAUAAAAAAAUAAAGAAAAGCAACUCUUUGAAGCUAAAGGUGAUAAUAAAUAAAUUGAUUCUAUCCUUGGAAGAGGAAAUAACAAUGGCAAAACAGCUACUUAAUUUGGAAGUUCAAAUAGCACAAAUUAAAAUGCUGAUUAAAAUUAAGAAGUUUUAACAAGUAUCUCAUAUACAGAGCAAAAGACUCUAAAUGAAGGAGGGAAAAAAAGAAUUAUUCCUAGCAAGUAAAUCAUAUCUAAAGUUGUUGUUGAAAAGAAACCAGAAGAAGAACAAAAAAGUAACGAAAAUAAUAAAAUGAUAGAGGAAAAGCCAUUAGAGAAUAAUUAAAAUAUACCAAAAGCAGAUAAUUAAAUUGAUGUUAAAAGUUAAACAUAAUAAAGCAGUUCGAUAUAAGAAAAAGAAUCUAAUAUUGAAGAAGGUAAGGUAAAACCAAUAGAUACCAAUGAUAGCAAGAAAAUGGAAAUAGAAACUAUUCCUGUUCCUUCCAAUUAAAAUUAAAUUAAUAAUAAAGAUGAAAGUAAAAAAAUGGAAGAAGAAAAGAAGCCUUCCUAGCCAACUAGUUAAAAUAACACAAAUUAAACUGCUGUUCAAAAUUAGACAAACCUGAGUACAACCGUUAAGAGCAUAGAUCAUGCUAAAAAAGACUUAAAAGAUCCUAAAAAAUCUUUAUAAAAAACAAAUGUUGUACCAUCUGUCACAGGUUCAAGCACAUAAGGAGGAUCAAAUGCAAAUUAAUCCAAAGACCAAUAAAGCAAAAAUAUUGAAAACGCUCAAUUCAUUGAAGAAUAAGAAAAAUUAUAAGAAACUGUGAAACUUAAAGUUCCUUAACCCAUUCCAAAUAUACAUACAAUGCGUAUUUCAUAAGCUGAAAUUAAAUUUUUGGAAAUUGAAACACCUUAAAAUUAACUGAAUGCUCCAUUAACCACAUAAAUUCGUUGCACAAUCUUAAAAAAUAAUGCUAAAGAGAUAUUAUGGAAUGACUGUAUAGAAGGAAAGCUACUUUUUGUAGAAAUAUAUAAUGAUUAAUUAAUUUACUACACAUCUUCACACUUGCUGUAUUUCGUAAAUUCAUUAAAUGGAAGAAGAAGUGAACUUCCUUUGUUAAUUCCAAAUAUUUGCUGGUUAAAAUUAAAUAAGUCUAACUAAAUGAUGAGUCUUUCUGAAAAUGGUGAUGUUAAAGUCUAUGACAAUAAUAUUAAAAAACUUAUAAUAAACGAGAAUAUUAUGUUCCUAUUAAAAGAAAAUCUAAAAAUGUUAUCUUAGAAUUAAGAUUUACCAGACUCAGGUUCAAAAGAUCCAAUAGAAAAUGUAACACUGGAUAAUAAUGGAGUACCAAUAAUUUUCUUUAAGACUAGGAAUGUUUAUAUUUUUAAUGUUCCAAUGAAAACUUGGCAAAAAAUAGACAACUUUAAUAUAGAAAUAGGGUGCUUUUAUGAUGCAAGUUAACUCUUAUCAAAAGAUAAUAAAGGAGAUAGUAGCGUUGCUGCUAUCAAAGAGGCUGAAGACUUGGGCUAAUUCUUUGAAAAGUUAAUAGAAGUGAGCCCUGGAGAGCUUGAACUAGAAAACAGAAAAGAUGUUAGCAUAGUUUCUAAAUAUGAAGAAAGAUUAAUUUAUCUAAUGAAAUAUGAUGAAAAAAAGAGCUCAGAUGUAUUCAUUGAAACUACUUCAAAGUAUAUUAAAAAAUUAUGCGAUUUAAGGGAAUUUAAUAAAAUAAGAUAAUUCAUAGCUGACUUCUUCUGCAACACAAAUACUUAAGAGUAUUAGUUUAUGAAGAAAAAUAACAUUGACUCAACAAAGCUAUUUAAAAAUAUAAAAAGAAUACUUGACUAUUUCCCUUAUACAAGUGAUUUAUCUUCUGAAAUAGAAGAAAUCAUUUAAUUUAAAGGAAAAUCUAAUUGA
Molecule: messenger RNA, 3078 nt
Organism: Tetrahymena thermophila SB210
Lineage: Eukaryota; Ciliophora; Oligohymenophorea; Hymenostomatida; Tetrahymenidae
Product: TUP1-like enhancer of split protein
Exons: 4
Biological process (GO): chromatin remodeling; regulation of DNA-templated transcription; DNA-templated transcription
Cellular component (GO): nucleus; HIR complex
Molecular function (GO): protein binding; nucleosome binding
Source: RefSeq, a predicted model, not a curated record